GAAGGAGCUGAAAAAAGAAUGUCAGCGUGUCUCCCCCCUGCUUGUACCUUAAAUAUCUUCCAUGCAGUUCACAAGAUUUAAUUUUAGAAGCAUUGAAGCAAACCCUUUCUAGCUGAAGUCAAAGCAAGAGGCUUUCCAGUUUGCUCUGUCCUGAACCUCACACUGACCAGGAAUUAUUCUAUUUUUUAUAUUAGAAGAGGAAAGAAACUACCAAGUGUUGAAAUGUCUAGCAGUUCAGACCUUGAGGAUCUCAAUGAAGAGGACAUUGAUGAAGAUGAAAUCCUUGCAAUGCUUUCUCCUGAGGAGCUUAAAGAGCUUCAGAGUGAGAUGGAUGUUAUUAUCGCCCCAGAUGAGAAUGUACCUGUAGGACAGAGACAGAAGGACCAGACGGAGAAACCUCCAACAGGAACAUUUGACCACAGAUCUCUGGUUGAUUACCUCUACUGGGAGAAAGAGUCCAAACGCAUGCUUGAGGAAGAAAGAGUUCCUGCUACUCUGCUGCCCAGUGAGAAAAGCUUACAGGAAGAAGCUGAAAAGAAAGAAACUGAAGAAAACUCAGAAGAUGUGAACUAUGAGGUGUAUGAAGUGAUAGAGGAAGUCAUUGAGGAUGAGGCUGCUGACUGUCCAGAUGGAGUAGAAAUUAUAGAGGAAAUAAUUGAGGAAAUAAUUGAAGAAGAGGAUGAAAGAGUCCAAAAUGAGAAAGGAAUAAAUCUAAAAAAUGAAGAAGAGGUGAAGCUACCUGUGCUUGACAAACCCGAGAAUACAGAAAAACCUGCUGAGCCCCCACAAAACACAGAAAAAGAAGCUGUAAGUAAUAAACAUGAGAAUCACCCUAUUUCAGAGUCAACUGAGAAGGUACAGAACAAUGAUGAUCGAGAUGAAAUUGCAAGUACCGAUUGCUUACUUGCACAAGAGGCUCCAGAAGUGCCUGAAACAAAUGAAGCAAAUGACAAACUCCCACAAAGAGAACAGAUUAAAGUGAACAAAUUAAAAAUCCCAAAGUUGGCACUGAAUAAUAUAAAAAUGACAUCAAGACCCUCAGGAAACGAGACGAACUUGGAAUCAACGCUUGACAAGCUCCGUAACAACAACCCCUCUGUCACUGAGGUAAACCUCAACAAUAUAGAAAACAUUCCUAAAGAGAUGCUCUUGGACUACGUCAAUGCCUUAAAGAAAAACAAAUAUGUGAAAACAUUUAGUAUAGCCAACACUGGUGUUGAUGAAAACAUUGCUUUCAGCCUGGCUAACAUGUUGAGAGAGAAUCGCAGCAUUACGACUUUAAACAUUGAGUCAAAUUUCAUAACUGGAAAGGGCAUCGUCGCCAUCAUUCGCUGCCUCCAGUUCAAUGAGACCCUCACAGAGCUGCGAUUUCACAACCAGAGGCAUAUGCUAGGUCACCAUGCAGAGAUGGAGAUCUCUCGCCUGCUCAAGGCCAACAACACCCUCCUGAAGAUGGGCUACCACUUCGAGCUGCCAGGGCCCAGAAUGGUGGUGACCAAUAUUCUAACCAGAAAUCUGGACCGGCAGAGGCAGCUGAGGAAGGAGGAGCAGAAGCAGCAGCAGCUAAAGGAGCAGAAGGAGCUAAUGCAGAUGUAUGAAACCAGUCUUAAUCUGCCCCCUGGUUUACUUGAGAUGCUGGGAUACAUACCGCCCCUUGAGCUCCUUCAAGAGCAUGGACUUGUCCCACCCUCAUCAGAGCUUAACAUUGUUCCUCAAACAUGUAAGACAGAGCAGCCAGAGCCACAGAAGAAGCCCAAACACAACAGCAUUCCCCAAAAACCUGCCACCGAAUCAUCAAACCCAUUAAGAGAUGUCCAGUUAAAGAGGACUCCCAAGAAACGUGAUCCAUUCUUGGAGCUUGACCCAAGGGAUGACAAGAGACCAGAGAGGCCAAGUUUUCAACUGAGAAAGACUCCAAAAGCUAAGGACGCAGGAGCUGGAGAGAUGGCAGAGGAAAAAGCCAACCUGACUGAUGUGAUAAAGACUUUGAAGCCUGUGCCUCGCAGACGAGUGCCUCCAAAGGUUGAUGUCACACCACGUGAUCAACUCCUAAAUGAAAUCAAAAAGAGCAACGUGGCAUAUCUCAAACCUGUGCCACUCCCAAAAGUCCUGGAAUCUAGUGAAACAAGUCUGCUCUGAGACUCAGCCGCAGCAAUUUCAUCAUCAUAUUGUGUGUGUGUGUGUUCUUUUACACAUAACUGGUAUUAGUCACAAUACAUGUGCAGUACAAUCAUGUGUGAACUUUGUAAUCAUUAUACAAGAAGAACUUUGGUUGAUUGAUCCACUUGUGUGUUAUCUUAUUUACAUGCUAAUAAUAAUUAAAUUGCUAAUGUUAAGACAUCCCAACCUUAAACUGUUAUUAAAGUAUUUCAGUCUUUUCAUUUACCAUCUGUUAAAGACAGACUGCAUUAAAUCAUUUUCCAAAGGCAUAUACAUCCUUUAACUUCACUUUGUAGUGUAAGCUGACUCAAACAUAAUAUGACAAAUAUCUCCCUAUAUAUAUAUAUAUAUAUAUAUAUAUAUAUAUAUACAUAUAUAUAUAUAUAUAAACUUUCUUUUUUCAUUUAAUUAUUUCACACAACAAACUUACAACAUACCAAAUUAAAUUUAUUUUUAUUUUAUAGAGGACAGUCAUGUUCAUUGCUUUCUUUUCAAGACUGAAAAAGUCACAUAGAAAUGUAGAUAUAUACGAUUUAUAUGAUGUAUACAGACUCUGCUAAGUGUCAAUGUUGCAUGCACAGACUGGAGUCAAUGUGCUUAUACAAAAAGCAACUAGAGACACCUGCAAAUAAAUACUAGGUGUAAAAAUAAACACUUUACACAUGACACAUUUGACUUAUCUCAAGGGCAGGUGGUUUACUAGGGAUUUACACACAGGAUGUAUAUAAUUCAGCAUUUACUUAAAUUCUGCAGCCAUUUGUUACAGUUCUGCAUGCUAUGUUAUGAAGUCAUAUCCAAAUAAUCAAACUUGCACAUAUCAUUACAAUAUAUUCAAACAAAGCUGCACUUGCCAUUCAUUUUUCAGUAUUGCAUAACUGUGAUCAGAGCAGAUAAACCAAUGCCAGCCUGUAUGGCUAGGCACUGCAGGAACAAACUACAGACAGCAAGAAAAACCACACUACUGUCUCGUCAGUCAGG
This is a messenger RNA of Melanotaenia boesemani (Boeseman's rainbowfish), 3138 nucleotides long. It is a transcript of the gene lmod3, whose product is annotated as leiomodin 3 (fetal). NCBI's taxonomy places the organism in Eukaryota, Metazoa, Chordata, Actinopteri, Atheriniformes, Melanotaeniidae. Gene Ontology annotation, molecular function: tropomyosin binding; actin binding. The record is from RefSeq and is a predicted model, not a curated record. The transcript is spliced from 3 exons. The coding region runs from base 223 to 2139 and encodes 638 amino acids. Gene Ontology annotation, biological process: muscle contraction; myofibril assembly; pointed-end actin filament capping. Gene Ontology annotation, cellular component: myofibril; striated muscle thin filament.